UUGAAAAAGUAUAAUUCGAAAACAUAAAAAAAAAUUUAUUUUUUUUUAUUUUUUUAUUUAAAUAAUGGUUUAUUAUAUAUAUAAAUAACAAGGACAUAAGAGUCUUUUGCCACUUAAUGAAGAAGAUACUUUUGAAAAUGUCUCUUUAGUGGUGGUAAAAAUGAAAAGUGGUACCAUGAAAGUGGUAAACAUGUAAUUUCCCCCAAAAAGUUUAGGAAUACCUUCUCGAAUGUGUACGAUAUCCUUCUGAAUUUGAGUUUAUUAAGACAUUCCUGAAUAAGUACAAUAUCAUUCUAAGAUUUAAUAAAAUAUUGAUAAGUAAGUAUAAAAUUUUCAAAAUAUUUAGGAUUUUUUUAUAAAUAUGUAUUUAAAAUACAUUUAAAUGCUUAUAUAGUAAGACCUUUAUGAAUACAAUACUCCACAUGAAUUAUAUGUAUAUUUUUAGUCAGAUAUUCUUAAAUAUGUAUAACAUCUUGCCAAAAUUUUCGAAAGGCCUUCCUAUAUUUGAUAUCCAAAUUUUAUAAAGAUAAUAUACAUAUUUAUAAGCAUUUUUCGUAAGUUAUUUAAAAUGAUAUACUAAAGAAUAUUUUCCUAAAUAUGCAUAUACAUCAAAUACAUAAGAUAACAUACACAUUUAGGAGAAACUUCUAAAUUUAUGUACAACUUUUAUUUAAUAAGUCUAUUUACAUAUUUAUGAAGACAUUCAUGAAUUAGGAGUUAUUAUACACGUUAAAUAUUUUUCUAAGUUUUUAAAGAAAUAUUUUUUCCCUAAAAAAAUAGGGGAAAUAGCCAAAAAUGGCUCAAAAUUUGAUUUUGAAUAUAAAAGUGUACCCCAAAUUCAAUCAAAUGCAAAAGUAACCCAAAAGGCUAGUGAAAUUACAACAACCUCUUUAUGACUAAACAAAAAACAUGUAUUGAGUUUUACCAUUAUAACCCUCCGCGUGAGAAGACUUACAAAGAAGUCUUCUCGUUUAGUAGAUCUUAAAAAUAAUUUAAAAACUUUAUAAAAAUUAUUUUGAAUGGGAAAAAAUUAAAAUCAUGUAAUAAUAAACAUUUCUAAAUGAUGUAAAUUUAUUUAUACUAAAAUUGAAUUAUUUUCAACAUAGAUGAGUGAAAGUAGAUUAACUCAUGAUAGUCUUUUGUUUUAGGGUUUGGUAACAUAUGUUAUAAUAUUGUGGGUAUAUUUAGGGUUAGAUUUUGAAAUCUUAUCUUUUGUUUUUUUUUUUUGUUUUUUUUACCUAUAUGUGUUUAGUGAUUAUCUAAUAACUUGAUUUAAACACUUUUAAAGUAUCUUAAAAGCUUAAGGAAGUGUUUUUUUUUUUAGUUAUUUGAUUAUAGGGUCUGGAAGACUCACAGAAGUCUUCUGACAUAUCUCACCUAAAUUUUAGUAGAAUUUAGGGUUCCCGCCUAAAUUUUAGAAGAAUUUAGGUUUCUCGCUUAAAUUGAAGUCUUCCAGAAGUCUUCUAGGGUAAGUCUUCUCAUGUAUUAGAUCCUAAAAGUAAUUAAUAAAUUUUAUAAAAAACUAUUUUGAAAGAGAAAAAAUCAAAAUCAUAUAUUAAUAAACAUUUCUAAAUGAUGGAAAUUUAGUUUUACUAAAAUUAAAUUAUUUUUAACAUAGAUGAAUGAAUCUAGAUUGAGUCAUGAUAGCCUUCGGUUUAGGGUUUGGUAACAUAUGUUGUAGUAUUGUUGGUAUUUUUAGGGUUAGAUUUUGAAAUAUUAUCUUUUCAAUAUUUUUUUAGUUUGACAUAUAUGUGUUUUGUGACUAUCUAAAUUACUUGAUUUAAACACUUUUUAAGUUUCUUUUAAGUUUAAAGAAGAGUUUAUGCUUAGUUAUUUGAUUAUGGAGUCUCGAAGACUCCUAGAAGACUUUGGUUUAGGGUUCAGUAACAUAUGUUAUAGUAUUGUUUGUAUUUAGGGUUUAAUUUUAGAAUCUUAACUUUUUUUUUAAAAAAAUGAUCUACAUGUGUUUAGUUUUGUGUAUAUUAAACGCUUUAUAAGUUGAUUUUAAGUUUAAUGAAUUGUUUUUUCUAUCUAGUUAGUAAUUUUAUUAGGUUAUGGUUUGAAAAACUUCUAGAAGACUUCUGGAAGUCUUCUGCCCAAGGUGCUACAAAAGAAUGAUGUCAAGUGGAGUCCAAGCUUAUCUAUGUGGAGGAAUUAUAUCUAUCUCCAUGUGUAAUAGUUUUGUUUAUGGUCUAUUUUUAUGAUUUGUAUGUGUAUUAUUUUAGUUGUGAAUUCUUUUGUAAACUUGAAGAAAUGAUAAUCAAAAGAAUUUGGUAUAUAUUUUCAUGUUUUUCUCAAAGUACUUGACAUUAUUGAAGUUAUCGAUACAACAUACCAAGAAUUUUUUUAAACCAUUCUACCCAUUCAUAACAAAACAUAAUAACACAAAAACAUAGUCAAAUUUACAAAAACUAAGAGAGAAGACUUCACGAUAAAACUUAGUCAAAUUCACAAAAGGUCAAACUUGAAUUUUAAGUGAAAGUUGAAAUUUUAAAUCUCAUGUAAGUUAAAAAUUAUACCUUAUAAUCUAAAGAGACACAUUAAACCACACGAUUUGAUAUUCUUGAAGUUACUUAACACUUUUGAAAGUUAAAAGCAUACCUUGAAGUUACUUAACACUUUUAAAAAUCUUACAUAGAAGACUUCUCCAAAAGUCAUCUAGAGAAGAUUUCUUAAAAAGUCUUCUCGGAUUAACAAGAAACAUUAGUAAACAUAAAUAUAUGAAAUCUCAUAAUUAUCACCAAAUAAGUUAAGAAUUUCAUCCAGAAGCCCUAAAAUUGACUAAAACACAUGAAUUAAUAAGAAAAUAUUAAAAAGUCGUUUUAAUUGUAAAGAAAAUGAAAGUUUAUUAAACAUUGACGUAUAAGACUUCUUAAGAAGUCUUCUAUUUAGGUCAUUUUUGCAAUUGCAAAUUUAUGAAGGAAAACUUCUUAAGAAGUCUACUCUACAUAAGACAUCUUGAGAAGCCUUCUUUUGUAAAUAUUGGCUUAAUUUUGAAGUUGAAAAAUUCUCGAAAAUGUCAGAGAAGACUUCUCGGAUAAACAGGUUAGUUUUGCAAUUGACUGAAGUUUGUCAGAAAUUUGACUUUUUAGAGAAGUCUUCUCAGUGUCGCAAGAAAUCUACCUGGAAUACUUUUUGAAAUUGACUAUAUACUCAGUCUUCUCAUUGUCUUCUCUCGUAACCAAAGGUUUGACCAAAACCUGGAAUAAAAUUUGAGAAGAAUUCUAAAAAACUCUUCUUCGAGAUCUUUUCAUUAAUAUUAAAUUUUCAAUAUUAUUUUUCAACUACAAAAGUAACCCACGCAGACUUCUUGCGACAAUGAGAAUACUUCGGGAAAACUUUCAGAAGAAUUCUAUAGAAGUUUUUUCCGAGAAGAUUUUCCGAGAAAUUUUAUAUAAAAAGUCAAAUUUCUGACAAACAUCGGUCAAUUGCAAAACUAACCUAUUUAUCCGAGAAGACUUCUCGAGAAGUAGAAGACUUCUCUGGAAUAUUUUUCUUUUUUAUUCUUAAUAAAGGAAAGUUAGAAGACUUUUAGAGAAGUCUUCUUGAUGGAGAACAUAUCUAGCGAACUCUUCUGAAAGUCUUCCCGAAGUCUUCUGAAAGUCUUUGCGAACAGAUUUGAGAAAAAAAAAGAUUUCAUAUCUUGAGCCUGUGAGAUUACUUGUUUUACUUCUCCAAGUACCCAGAACUUCACUACAAAAUCUACCAAGUCGUUAAUGACCACGAAUCAUGAGCUUCAAUGUCUCUAUGAACCUUACAAAGCUUGGAAUCAAAAUCUUAGUUUUUUUGGAUGAAUUUGAAAAGAGAUGUGAUUUGUGUGCAUAAGUAAUGAGAUAUGAAGAGUAAUCGAAACUUGGGUGCAUUAAGAGCUUCAAAUUUUGUUGCUCAUGGUGGUUAGUUUAUUGAUGGCAAUGACAAUAUUGUAAAAAAAUUGGUGAAGAUGAGGAUGAUAAGGUAAAAGAAUCAUUUGCAAAAAAAAGAAAGAAAAAAAAUGUAAUGGUAUUCGUGAAUAACUCAAAAUUUUAGGGUGAAUAGGGAAAAAAAAGUUUCAAAAAAAAGCAUGGUUAUUUUUGUGUUUGACUUGAAAUUUUAGGUCAUAUUUGAAAAAAGCCCAAAAAUAUGUUUGAAAAAUAAAAAAAAAAUUAAAACGGAAAUUUCUGAUAAGAAAUUUUCAAGAAAAAUUGAUAACAGAUUUUGAAAAAAAAAUCGAAAAAAUUAUCUUUGAUUUUAUCAUUUUGAAUUUUAUAAUAUUUUCUUAUUUAAUAAAUAAUUAAUUAAAAUUAUAAAAUGAGGAUUUAAUUUUUAUUUAAUCAUUAAAUGAAAGCUAUUUAAAGAACAAAAAACUAAAAAAGACUAUUUAGUAGCACAACAAGAACAGUUGUAAGAAAGUAAAAGCCAAUAUUCUACUUUUCAUGAUCAUUAUGAAUAUAUACUGUCUUAUAAUUUUAUACAAAUGAAAAGAUAAAUAGGUCUUAAAAAACGGUAUAACAAAUAGUCAACUACAGUAAAAACUUGCAUGAAACUUGGUGUCUAACGUUAACAAACUGUUGUUACUAACAAGCUACUUCUCCUAAUCGUAAGCCAAACAAAGAUAAGAUCAAAAUUUAUUACACAAUACACGUAAUCCAACCCCUAAUUAUGUAUUUAAAGAAUCGCAAAGUGAAUCCCAUUUUCAAAUUAAGCCACACCAUUCCUUCCUUCCUUCCUUCCUUCUAAGCACAAAAGCAAAAACAAAAAUGGCAGGAGGAGCUUUUGUGUCAGAAGGAGGAAGUGGUAGAAGAGAUUAUGAAGGAGGAGUCACAGUUUUCGUUGUCAUAACAUGUAUGGUUGCGGCCAUGGGAGGUCUCCUCUUUGGUUAUGACCUUGGAAUCUCAGGAGGUGUGACUUCAAUGGAUGAGUUUCUUAGCAAGUUCUUCCCACAAUUAGAGAAGCAGAGGGUAAAGGCGAAGCACGAGACGGCUUACUGCAAAUUUGAUGACCAAAAGCUCCAAUUGUUUACUUCUUCUCUCUACUUAGCAGCUUUGGCAGCUUCCUUUGUGGCUGCGGUUGUUACUAGGAAGUAUGGACGAAAGGUUUCCAUGUUUACCGGUGGACUUGCUUUCCUCACCGGUGCACUAAUCAACGCCUUUGCCAUCAAUGUCACAAUGCUCAUCAUCGGUAGACUUUUGCUCGGUGUAGGUGUGGGAUUUGCUAAUCAGUCUACUCCGGUUUACCUCUCGGAAAUGGCUCCAGCAAAGAUAAGAGGAGCGCUAAACAUUUGUUUCCAGGUGGCUAUUACGUCUGGAAUCUUGGUGGCGAAUCUGAUCAACUAUGGAACAUCUAAUAUGGCUAAAAAUGGGUGGAGGGUUUCUUUAGGUUUAGCAGCUGUUCCAGCAAUUCUUAUGGUGAUCGGAUCAUUCUUUUUGCCCGAUACACCAAACUCAAUGCUUGAGAGAGGAAAAUACGAGGAAGCAAAGCAAAUGUUGAAGAAAGUACGAGGAACAGAAAACGUUGACCAUGAGUUUCAAGAUAUACGUGAUGCAUGUGAAGCUGCUAAAAAGGUAGAACAUCCAUGGAAAAACAUCAGGCAGAGCAAAUACAGACCAGCUUUAGUCUUCUGCUCGGCCAUUCCCUUUUUCCAGCAGAUUACUGGAAUUAAUGUCAUUAUGUUCUACGCCCCUGUUCUCUUCAAGACUCUUGGUUUUGGAGAUGAUGCUGCUCUUAUGUCGGCUGUAAUAACCGGUGUAGUUAACGUGCUCGCGACCUUUGUCUCCCUAUACUCGGUUGAUAGAUUUGGAAGAAGGUUUCUUUUUCUUGAAGGUGGCAUUCAAAUGUUCAUAUGUCAGAUUCUUGUUGGUUCAUUUAUCGGUUUAAAAUUCGGAACCACAGGAACCGGGACCUUGACACCAGCAACAGCAGACUGGAUUCUUGUUUUCAUAUGUGUGUACGUUGCUGGAUUUGCAUGGUCAUGGGGUCCAUUGGGUUGGUUAGUACCCAGUGAGAUCUGUCCAUUGGAAAUCAGACCAGCGGGACAAGCCAUCAACGUCUCAGUCAACAUGUUCUUCACUUUCCUCAUCGGUCAAUUCUUCUUGACAAUGCUUUGUCACAUGAAGUUUGGUCUCUUCUACUUCUUUGCAGGCAUGGUUGCCAUCAUGACCAUCUUCAUCUACUUUUUGUUUCCGGAAACCAGAGGUGUUCCCAUUGAAGAGAUGGGAAGAGUUUGGAAGCAACAUUGGUUCUGGAAAAAUUACAUUCCAGAUGAUGCAGUUAUUGGUGGACAUGAUGAAAACUAAACCAAUUCGGUUUAAGUGGAAUUGGUUCGGUCAUAUAUGUUGCUCAAUUAUAAGUUGUUUUCACUUUAAUACUGUGUAGAUAAUUUGUUAAUUACCUGAUCCAUUAUCUAAUAUAUACGAUACCUUCUUUAUAGUCUUUCAAAACCACAGUUAAGAAAGCCAAAGUCUAGAUCUUAGAAAGAAAAAACACAAAGUCAUAGAUUCAACAAAUCAAACCUUAUAAUCUAGAAAAUGAUAAAGUAUGUAUUUUUCUUUGAAAGUGUAAUAAUACUAGAAAAUAUUUGUAAAGCCGGCAAAUCAAUAAGAUCUAUUCAAUACAAAAUUUGAAGUAAUUAUAUUUAAAUAGCAAUUUUUUAUUAUUCACAUAUAAAUUUGAAAACUCUUUUAAAUUUUAGUGCUACUAAAUCUGAAAUUUAAAAUAUGUUCUCCAAUCGCCUGCUAUUAGAAAUAUUUUUAAUAAUAUUUUUUUAAAUUGUAAUUAUUUUUAAAAAAAAUUGAUGAAGUUUUUAGUUAAAUACAUAAAAAUAUAAAUUUAAUAGUUUUCCAUAAGAAAUUAUGUUUUUUAACUAAAAUAAUAGUAACAUAUAUAAAUUUACUGAAAGUCAUCUAAGACAUCAUUGAAAAUUAAAUUAUUCAAAUCAUGCCAACAAAUAGAAUACAGUCCAAUAUACAAUAUAAAAUAUAUAAACUAAUAAACACGAUAAAUUAGUUUUAAAAAUCAAUCUCAAGUUAGACCAAUGCAAAAUA
This is a messenger RNA of Brassica rapa (field mustard), 7019 nucleotides long. RefSeq names its product sugar transport protein 10-like. The record is from RefSeq and is a predicted model, not a curated record. Gene Ontology annotation, molecular function: monosaccharide transmembrane transporter activity. Gene Ontology annotation, cellular component: membrane. Gene Ontology annotation, biological process: monosaccharide transmembrane transport. Lineage: Eukaryota; Viridiplantae; Streptophyta; Magnoliopsida; Brassicales; Brassicaceae.